This is a messenger RNA of Leptopilina heterotoma, 1155 nucleotides long. Its product is annotated as cytochrome c oxidase subunit 4 isoform 1, mitochondrial-like. Gene Ontology annotation, biological process: mitochondrial electron transport, cytochrome c to oxygen. The transcript is spliced from 4 exons. Bases 473 to 1111 code for a protein of 212 amino acids. Lineage: Eukaryota; Metazoa; Arthropoda; Insecta; Hymenoptera; Figitidae. The record is from RefSeq and is a predicted model, not a curated record.
CAUAUUAGAAAUUAUGUAUAUAUUAUAUUAUCUUCAAGUUAUAUUGUUUAUGUAUAAUAUAAAUUGUAAUGUAAGACACUUCACACAUUUUAAUGUGGUGUAAUUGUAAUUUAGAUUCAUUAAUCAUAAUCGAACAAUUUAUUAGAAAUAUAGAAAAGUAUGAUGAGUGAAUAGUAUGUAUAAGAGAUACUCCUUUAUGUGUGUAUAGAAUUCACAGUGUCGUGCCUUAAAAGUGUUAGUGUCUCGAUGUUGAAUACAUAUCCAACAAGAGUGCGCGUCAUAGCGAGCAUGCGCACUCGGACUAAAAUGUACACAAGACGGAGAGCAUCUCCGUCUCAUCUGACAACAAACUUGCAGAGUUCUAAUCUUGCGCUUGACUAGAAAGGUUCUUGUCGUCAAGUUCCUUAGCCAGCUUGAUUGACCAAAGUUAUCUUGAUUUGUAAAUUUGACAGAAGAAAGAAAUGUGAAAGAAAUGUUUCUGUCAAGAAGUGUAACGAAACAAUUAACGAAAUUCAAACGAAUUCCUUUACAAACAGUGAGUGUUCGCGAUAGUUCUGGGCAUGAGGAAGAAAAACUAAGUUACGAGGAUCAUUAUCGAGCAAAAAUUGGAAAUCGAGAAGUAAUUGCAUUUGGACUUAAUGGCACUCCAUCUUAUAUUGAUUUGUUCCAUCGUCCAUUUCCAUCUAUAAGAUUUCGAGAAUUUGGACCAGAAUUGACGGCUCUGAGAGAAAAAGAAAGAGGAAAUUGGAAAACAUUGAGUACUGAGGAAAAAAAAUGUUUAUAUCGAGCGAGUUUUUGCAAUACAUUUGCAGAAAUGGAUGCACCGGAUCCAGAAUGGAAAUCGGUUUUUGGAUGGACUUUAGUUUGGAUUUCUGCAGGACUUUGGCUCUUUAUUUUCUAUCAAGUGUACAUACGAAUGACUGCUCCAAUAUCAUUUUCACCAGAGCACAGAAUAGCGCAAUAUUAUCGUUCAGUUGAUUUAAAUAAGAGACGAAUCACUUACAAUAAAUUUUUUGUCCCACCUGGUGCAGUAAAAAGAGAGCAUCCGAAAAAUCAAAAAAUGUUGGACGAAUUAAAUGCACAACUCAAUAAGACCAAUAGUGCCAGAUAAAAUAAUAAAUUUCUUUUUUUUUUAUUCUGUUAUAAAACAGUCAA